AACCGCUUGGAGUCGUGAUCAUCCUCUCUGAGUUGUGUAAGUUUGAGUGUUAACCUCAGUCUCCCUCCACAAGAAGAUGCAGGACUUCGCCUUCGCUGCCCUUUCCAUCUGGCUGUGUCUGGGUGCCACCGCCCUGGCAGAGUCCCACGGCCCACAACACUGCACAUCACCUAAUAUGACUGGGGUCCUGACUGUGAUGGCCCUUACAGGAGGUGAAAUCAAGGCAACUGGACAUUACAGCUACGACUCUACGGACAAGAAGCUACGUUUCACUGAAAGUGAGAUGCACCUCAACAAGACUGAGCAUCUGGAGGACUACCUGAUGCUAUUUGAAGAGGGGGUCUUCUAUGACAUUGACAUGAAGAACCAGUCCUGUAAGAAGAUGUCUCUGCACUCUCAUGCUCACGCUCUUGAACUCCCCGCUGGUGCAGCCCAUCAGGUUGAGCUGUUUUUGGGGAGUGACACUGUUCAGGAGGAGAACAUCAAAGUGAACAUAUGGAUGGGAUCCGUGGCAGAGACUAAGGGCCAGUAUUCUGUGUUAACUACUGUGGGAGAAUGUCUACCACUCAGUACUUUCUACUCAACUGACUCCAUCACACUCCUCUUCAGCAAUUCUGAAGUGGUCACUGAGGUGAAGGCCCCUGAAAUGUUCACUCUGCCGUCUUUCUGUGAGGCUGUGGAGCUGGAGGAGACUCCAAAGGGCCAGAAGAAUGACUUCUUCAAUAUUUUCAACACUGUCUGAUACAGUGGCACCAGGACCUCCAGCCCCAACCAACCAAGAGCCUGGCAAGCUAAUCCACCUAGAUGUUUCUCUCACUCUAAUGACUACAUUUGAGUGUUUUAUUACGAUCUUUCCUCUUCUGUUAGAUAAGAUCUGUAUUAUAAUUUACUUUCUUUGUUGAUUCCCCUUUGAAGACAUUGCAUAAAAGAUGGAUCAGAUGUAAAAAGGAAAGUUAAUUUCAAGUUGUCAUGUUAAUGUAAUCUCUACAUUUGAACAGGAUAGAUGGACAUAUAACGUUUGUACCUUACACUAACAAUCUGUCACUUUAAGUUGCAAAUGCGUAAGAGGUCUGCAUAGGCAAAUAAGAUAAUAAAAACUCCAAAUCUUUUCCAGUC
Messenger RNA from Salvelinus namaycush (lake trout), 1116 nucleotides. RefSeq names its product ependymin-2. Gene Ontology annotation, molecular function: calcium ion binding. Gene Ontology annotation, biological process: cell-matrix adhesion. The record is from RefSeq and is a predicted model, not a curated record. The transcript has 6 exons. NCBI's taxonomy places the organism in Eukaryota, Metazoa, Chordata, Actinopteri, Salmoniformes, Salmonidae. Gene Ontology annotation, cellular component: lysosome; extracellular region. Bases 77 to 742 code for a protein of 221 amino acids.